Messenger RNA from Anopheles moucheti, 2598 nucleotides. RefSeq names its product G-protein coupled receptor Mth2-like. The record is from RefSeq and is a predicted model, not a curated record. Gene Ontology annotation, cellular component: membrane. Gene Ontology annotation, biological process: G protein-coupled receptor signaling pathway; cell surface receptor signaling pathway. NCBI's taxonomy places the organism in Eukaryota, Metazoa, Arthropoda, Insecta, Diptera, Culicidae. The coding region runs from base 598 to 2124 and encodes 508 amino acids. Gene Ontology annotation, molecular function: G protein-coupled receptor activity. The transcript has 6 exons.
GUGCUUACAGAUUUCACUUUCCGGCGUUUGCUUCCCGGAGCAUUGCGUAGGAUUAAACAAUGUGAUUGGCCUUGCUUUUUUUCACACCAUUUUCCACCCCACAGAGGAAAACUCGGACAACCCGAUACACAAUCGAAAGUAUGUUUAUCACCCCUAUGGAGCAAUGGACGGUCAAGAAGGAGCUGUACUCAAAAUAGAACUCCUGGCCAUUCCGAGAGCGGAGAAUCACGGUUACCUAUAUUCUCCGAACUGCAAGGUGUAAAGUAAUUCCUCCAGGGGUGGUGUCUGUCUGGAAUAGGACCUUUUCAAAUUUGUGUAUAAACAAAGAUUCACCGAUGAUGCUUUUGCUCUCUAGUCAACCGGAAUACAACAUCCACACAAACGAGCUGUUCACGGUGCUCCCACACGUCGUUAAGCUGCUAAAUAGGGCGGGAUGCGUUAAAGAUGUGGUGAAACAACCGGUCACGAUCUUAACCAAAGCGCACAGGUUAUACAGGUGGCAUUCGAUUUUAGUGUUGAUCGAAACGCGGCACACUCGAGUCGUGGGUCUUUCGCCGUUCGGUAAAUACUGUUCACAGCAAACUCUUUCCUAGUGUGAUGGAUUUCUGCAAUCAAAUAUACUCAGAAGUGAUGUGUGCCUUUUUAAUAACGCUGAUACUGGUUCGCACGGCUGGCAGUGACUCGAAAACCAUCAACUGUCCCGUAUCCGAACGGAUCGAUCUGACGGACGGUGUUCCGGAUGUGCAGGGUUUAGUUCGGUUUGCGGGAAAUAUUUAUUCGCCUGAAAAUUACACAACCUCCGCAGAAAAUCGACGCUAUAGCUGUGUGUGUUCGCAGCGUAAGUGUGUGUACGUGUGUUGCUUCUAUAUUGACCAGUCGCAGUGUGAGGCGUCAUCACUGCCACUAAACCGAACCUCUUCCAAUCGGAUCAGCUGGAUGGACAGUAUGGUUGAGGAGGUCGAUCUGCGAGAGAGUAGUGAGUUCUGGCUGAUUUACGCGACGCCACCGGCCUGGAGCAAUAUGCCCGGAUACGCAUUGCAGAUCUCUGGCCACGAAGGUGAACUGAUCAAUGAUGGUAGCUUUGCGUACGGAACGAAGGUGUAUGCGAUCGGGACGUAUUGUAUAAAUCCUGCCGAAGAUUCAAUGCCCCACGUGUGGAUAAAGGAAACGGACGAUCAUUUAGAGGUACACCGUUGGCAUUCAUUGGGCUUGAUCACUUCCAUACCAUUCCUUGUUGCAACAUUGAUUGUGUACGCACUCAUACCGGACCUACGGAACAUCCCUGGCAAAUCGUUGAUGUGUUACGUGUUCGCGCUGAUGGUCAGCUAUUUAGUGUUGAUACUGAUCAAGCGCAGCGUAUUCGAUAGCUCACCCAAAUGGUGUACUGCAAUCGGGUAUGCGUACUACUUUUCGGUAAUGUCGAGCUUCUUCUGGCUGAAUGUGAUGGCAUUCGACAUCUUUUGGACGUUUGGAGGACGCCGCAGGCGAACGACCGACCAGGGCAAAUUUUUACUGUACUGUUGCUAUGGGUUUGGAUGUCCGCUGGUAUUCCUGGCGAUCGCAUUAGUGGCCGAUCACACAGAGCUGAUGUAUACGAGUCUUCGGCCAGGAUUUGGAGAUGGACAGUGUCUGUUUAAGGACGAACAAUUUGUGUCCUUCCUUUAUCUUUACCUUCCGUUGGUACUGUUGGUGAGUGCGAACCUGUUUUUCUUCAUCAGUACUGCUGUUAAGAUUAACAGCAUUGAACGCACCACGGCCGCUGCACUCCGAGGUGAAUCGGGACGACACAACAAGUACAUGAACGAACGAAAUAGAUACGGCCUAUACGUUCGAUUAUUUGUGGUAAUGGGUGUAACGUGGACGUUUGAGUUUAUAACCUGGAUUGUGGACUCUCAAAACUGGUUGGCAUACGUGACGGACGUUUGUAACUGCAUCAGUGGUGUGUUUAUAUUUUUCCUGUUCGUUUGGAAGCGCAAAGUGUGGAAGCUGCUGCAACAGAGGCUUAACGGAAAGCAAGUUCAACGAAACAAUCAACCGCUGUUCUCUGUGAGCGGAACCAGAACGACUAGUUUGGCACCUACUCGCAAGUUGUCCAGUGUAAAGCUGGACGCUUCAAGUUUUUAGAGAUUAUUGCAGUGGAAUGUUUUUAGAAUCAGUUUACACUACCAUGACAAUGAUUGUAGAAAUAUUGAAAAGAGUUUACAUUAAUUGUUGAUCAAUUUCCGGUUUUGAGGAAAUGGAAGAAUAUCUUCAUUUUAUUUUAUGUUUUCUAUUAACUAAUCAAGAAGAGUUUAAUUUGUGGUUUUGAUGAUAUUAAAGCAGUAAAUUAAGUAAUUUAGUAAAUUGCAUCUCUUCCUCGUUUAGCACUAGUUUUUUUUUAUGAAUAUAUUCUUACCGGGCAUAAGUUAGAACUCUGUUUAUUGUUUAAAUCGUUACUAAAAACAUUUGAAUUCGAUGACCAAUUGCAUGACAAUUUAAAGAACAAUCAAAAACACAAUAAAAUAUAUUUUAAAAGCAAAAUUACUAUAAUUUGCCUUUGUGAAAUAAAAUCGAUACAAAAGAAGUGUUUCUGCUACUCUCCGCUAGAGGACACCAGUA